UGGGAGCGAGCGAGCGAGCGAGCGAGCGAGCGAGGAGAGUUGGCGACACCGGAGCCGGGGGGUGUGGGUGUCCGAGAGAGACCAGGCACCGGCGGAGGCUGUGGGGGCAAGCGGAGCCCGAGCCAGAGCCCCGGGGUCGGCUGUCGGGCGCUGCCUGCCUUCUCCCUCGCUGCCAGACCCCCCUCCGCGUCCGGCCGGAUCCGGGAGGGCUUCAGUUCCUCGGGGCGAGCUCCGUGAUCAAACUGGGAUCUAUGAGUGGCAAGGUGAUGAAACCCAAGGAAGAGAAAGAUGCUUCGAAGGCGCUGGAUGACGCUACCCCUGGCACACAGGAAUACAUUAUGUUACGGCAAGAUUCCAUCCAGUCAGCGGAAUUAAAGAAAAAAGAGUCCCCCUUUCGUGCUAAGUGUCACGAAAUCUUCUGCUGCCCACUGAAGCAAGUGCACCUCAAAGAGAACACAGAGCCGGAAGAGCCCCAACUUAAGGGUAUAGUUACAAAGCUAUACAGCAGGCAAGGAUACCACCUGCAGCUGCAGGCAGAUGGAACAGUUGAUGGGACAAAAGAAGAAGACAGUACCUACACACUGUUUAACCUCAUACCUGUGGGGUUACGGGUGGUGGCCAUUCAAGGAGUUCAAACAAAAUUAUAUCUGGCGAUGAACAGCGAGGGAUACCUGUACCCAUCGGAACAUUUCACCCCUGAAUGCAAGUUCAAAGAAUCAGUAUUUGAAAAUUAUUAUGUGACAUAUUCAUCAAUGAUCUACAGACAACAGCAGUCGGGCAGAGGAUGGUAUUUGGGGCUUAACAAAGAAGGAGAAAUAAUGAAAGGAAACCAUGUGAAGAAAAAUAAGCCGGCAGCGCACUUCCUUCCCAAACCACUGAAAGUGGCUAUGUACAAAGAACCAUCCCUUCACGAUCUCACUGAAUUCUCCAGAUCUGGAAGUGGUACCCCCACCAAAAGCCGCAGUGUCUCCGGAGUGUUAAAUGGAGGUGGAAAAUCCAUGAGUCCUAAUGAAUCAACGUAGCCAGGUUAAGGCAAGUCCAAGUGCUCUAUACUGGAACCUUACCUCCGGAUGCAGUUGAAUUCUUAAUGGCGGUCUUUCAUCCAAAUGGCCAAUUUUAGAAUAAACCCCACCAAAUAUGCAUAGGUUUCCCCCCUCCUUCCCUUUUAUCAUCCACUAUAUCUGCUGGCUAGCAGUGGAUAUAGUCCAGUAAUCCAGAAAAUGAUGUGCUCGUGCAUAUCACAAGGCCCAGGUUAGCAGACAAAACCCAAUCUUUGGGGGGGAAAAAUUGGACAGUCAAUAUCCACAUCCCCUUUUCCCAUAGCCUCUCAUCCUGUCCCCUUCCCCACCCCCGGGGUUACCUAUGCUUGGUGGAAAACCAAACCAAACCAAACCAAACAACACUUAACAGCACAUACUGCUGAUAUGAAUUUGCUUUGUUAACCAAGGGGGAAAAAAAAAGACCAUUUUUAUUCUUCGAGGGGAUUCUCAAAACUUUCCACUUUUAUUGGGUCAAACCAAUCAAUUUAACCAUUAAUCAGUUUUCUUGUCUUUUUUCUUUGCUUACUGUUUUAUAUCUACGCUUGAUAAAACUCUUUCUUUAAUUUAAAGUAGCGCAACCUUUUUUUUUUAAUUUCCAAAUUCAAAUGGUUCUCUCGCUCUGCGUCUUUCAAAUCAAACUCUACUUCAGGGUUGGAACUGAGUCGGCAUCUCAGGCUUAAGUUUUCUGUGGUGAUUUUGACACAUGAUGAUCAAUACAUUUUUAUAGGUUUGUUUAGCCCCCUGGUCAAGUUUUUGUGUUGACCCUCAUGUGUAGAAAUCUUGUCACCCCCUGGUCAGUGGAAGAUAACAUUAAGGUUAACAGCAAUCCGCCAGUGUAGACAUAUGUAAACAUGUGCAAAACAAUUAUCGUGGCUUCUAUUCUAAAGACAGAAACUGUGGAAUGAAGUGAUGUCGUUUAUCGUGUUGUCGUGUUGUUGUUUUUUUUUUCCUUUGGGUGAGAAUUGUCUUACUUGUAGAUGUCCUCCUGUCGAUGUAUUGGACUCAUGAAUAUCGUGUCUAUGGCAGUGUUAGGACAGGUUAGCUUUAAAAUGCAUAUAACUUAUACUGCUACUGGAAAAGUGUUGCCAUUUAGUUAGAUGUCCAUUUAGCUCACCCUAUCUGUUGCAUGGGAGAAAGUGGGAGUCUUGGCAUCGAGUUGCAUGACACGUCUGAUUUAUGUGUAUUAAUCUUUGUGGAAUCUUGUGCUCCCAAACUGAGUGGAGCGACUCUAGACAGGCCGCUGUCUGUCUUGUACAAAAGAGGCAUGUGUUAUCCCUUACAUUAUAUCUAUCUAUCUAUCUAUCUAUAUUUAUACACAUGCUCUAAAUUAACUGUUUCUCUUAAGAUGUCCUUUUCUAAACAGCUAGUUAAUUGAGCAAAAAGCUCUAUUUGGAUUCUAGGUUGGAAACUAGUCUGAAAACACAUUCGGAGUUUUAGUCAGGUAAGGCAAGGGGGAAGGAGACCAUUCCCCCCUAUCUAAAUGAGUGUAAGGGCACUUCUUACCUGGAAACAGCUUCCGCUGUAAAAAGGGAAGAUGGUGAAUGACAAGAGAGGUAGAAUAGAGAUGUAGGCAAGCUUUUUGGGGUGCUACAGAAGCCCACGUAGCAUGCCCGUGCAGACACAUUUGGGAGGGGCCUAACCCCAGAGCCUUCUGGCCUCGCACCCCUACCCGCUUAGCUCACUUUGCAGGUUAGCCGGCUGGCCGACCUGCCCAGUCGUCACCCUGGAGCUCUUGGUCUCCUUUAGUUUGACUAGGAGGCACAUGAGAGAGCUCUUCAGGGCAGCCUGACAAGCUUAGACAGUUGACCUGUUCAGUCAGGCUAGAGCCUGGAGAAAGUUUGAGCUUAUCUGCAUCUGCAACACUUUUUAAACUGACCGGCGGAUGCCCAGUCCUGCUUUUGUUUUUGCCUGGGUUUAGAUGGGUUGAGGGAAGUUAGCCCACUUCCUCUCCCCACAAAACGGGAAUUUGAAGGCUGACGCUAACUGGUCCCUACUGGGCCACUGCUGUCCCCUCAGUCAGCGAAGGCUUGUUCUGAGGGUAGUUUGAGUAUAAAGGUUUGAGGGAGCCAGCCAUUCUUCUGGCUCAGUGCAAGUCUUAUAAUACAGAAUCCCCGGGCCCAGGGCUUCAAAAGAAUGCUUCCUCUGGAAGACCCUUCCCAAGGUGACAGUGCUGAAGCUAGAAUGCUGUCCUUAUUACCAAGGUUUCCAAAACUCUGACCAACACACUGUGGGCACACACACUCACACGCAGUAGUCUGCAACAGCAUACUCUUUAUCUGCUUUCAUCAUCACCAUCCCUCCAUAGUGAACUUCUUUGUGUGCAUGGUCCUGUCUUAAGCACUGUACAAAAUAUUAUAAUCAAAAAAAAAUCAAAAAACAAACAAACAAACAAAAAAUCCAUUGCUUCCCUCAAGCAGUUUCCACAUCUCUGAAGACAACACAAAUGUCCAGAAUCCGAGCUCUUUUUCAUUCACUCCUGUGGUCCACUAGUUGUGUCUGUACCAUGUGAGAAUACACUCCUCAUCACCAGUGAGACCUAGAAGGAUGCCGCAGGAUCAGAAGGGAGGAGAAUGAGGGAACAUCUGGGAAGGACAAGUGUUCUUUACUCAGUCCAGAAGAGUUUUGCGGCUGCCACCCCCUUCUCCUCCCCCCUACCACAUACACCCGCCCCUCCUCAGCCCAGGACCGUGUUGCCACCAUUUGCUUUGGUGAUUUUUCUAAGACAGAGCGUUCCCAAUUCAGACGCCUUUGACCCAAAGUUUCCAAAUCUUACCAAGCAUCCCACUUUUCAAAUAUUCAAAUGUGAAAUUGAAUUAGAGUCUCUAACCAUUCGUAGUACUCGUUAAUGGGGGUAAUAUAUAAGGGUGGCUGGACGAACUGUGAGUUCGUGGGACCUGACCAGAUCGCUACGGUCGGGUAAUCUUAGAGAGAGCAAGAAGACCUAGGGUAAAGGGUGUGAAGAAACAAGUGGUCAAAAAGCAUUUCAGUUCCCAUUUUAAAGGAAAAAAUUCCAGGCCCCCUUGCCUUCUGAGAUCCAUUGUGCUAGAUAUUGGUCAACAGAAAAUUUUUCCCACAUCCCUACCAUUCUGCUUCUGUAAUUGUAAAUUUCAUUUACAGAAACAAGUGGCUCACCGAAGAGAUGCCUGGACAUUUGCAGCCAAAACAUGUAAACAUUUUUACGAUCCACAGUUUUGUGCAUUAGUGACCAUAAUUCCAUCCACAAAGAGCAAGGUCUCAUGGUCUGUCUUGCCUAGCUUCACUCUCCUAGAAAGAAACAUCUGGCCGCCAUACUGGACUCUUGUCCAAAGCCCACAGUGUGCCCCCCACCCAAUAUAACACCCUUCGAGUUAUGGUGGGAACUCUCUGGCCCGUGCUGUAUUUAACAAGAGAUGUUUCUAGUGGCCGACUGCUCCGUGGCAUUGAUGAAGAGAAUCCCAACCCUCCUGAAGUAGUGUUUUGAUGUUAAAUAUUUCAUUAUCUAUCCCAACUGGUCUUUUUCCUUAAUGUGUUAUUGCUUUGUAGAACUUUGUUUGAAUCUGUAAAAAUAACGUGGAAAUAAUAACCUGAUUAAAUGUAUGUCUUGCUAUAUGUGGUGUUGGUUUCUUUAGGACAAAAUGAAGCAGCCCUUAUGCUGACUUCAAAGGAAUGCUUAAUGUUCUCGAUUUUUCUCGUCUCCUAUAUUCUAAUAAAGCAUCCAGAAGAGUACAUUAUAUUUAUAUUGUUCUUGAUUAUUCGACUUCUCUUUUGAGUGUAUUUUGAGGAUGUUUGUAACACCCGUGUUCUGUCGUGGUGCAGUGAGGUUCUCAACACCGUACAACCUGGACCCUAUUUUCAAUCUCUGGCAUCAAAACCAAUUCACCAAAUUCCAAUCCGAUUUCUCUUCUCGCACCCUAAUUGAAAUAGACAGAUCCUCCACACUCACCAAAUCCCCCCUCCCGCCCCCCCCCCCCCCCCCAGGGCUCAGGGGAUGCUCAAGAUCUUUGGGAAUGCCGCCAAAUGUUUGGCCGGAGGACCAGCCCAAAGGGAGUGUUGGAUGGUCAAGUAGAUGAAAAGAGCUCCCUGACCUGUGAAAAUGCCCUCUCUGUGGUAAUUCUGUACUCUAAGGUGCCCAGUGUUGGAAAAGGGCGACUGCAUGUGCCCAUGCCAUGUCUAUUUGGUAAUGUAAAUAGUCGUGUGUACUUCUUGUAAGAACUUGUUUUCAACUCUGUAAUGUUAUCAAAUACAGUAAGAAAAAAAAAUGCAUCCAGGCUAGUGAAAAGCUCAACUGUUGUUGGUUAAUGGCCUGGCCUGUUGGCUCUGAGUGUAUGACUUUCUGAUGUCUGUGUUGCACAGUGAGUAACGGCAGCCUGAAUAAAGCAUUCAUUCAAAGGCA
Messenger RNA from Sarcophilus harrisii (Tasmanian devil), 5412 nucleotides. RefSeq names its product fibroblast growth factor 13 (gene FGF13). NCBI's taxonomy places the organism in Eukaryota, Metazoa, Chordata, Mammalia, Dasyuromorphia, Dasyuridae. Gene Ontology annotation, molecular function: fibroblast growth factor receptor binding; growth factor activity. Bases 252 to 1022 code for a protein of 256 amino acids. Gene Ontology annotation, cellular component: cytoplasm. The record is from RefSeq and is a predicted model, not a curated record. The transcript has 7 exons. Gene Ontology annotation, biological process: positive regulation of gene expression; animal organ morphogenesis; regulation of cell migration.